CAAGUGCCCUGCCGGAGAAAACAAUCUGUCUCCGCCGCUCUACGCAAGAAUAUGUUUUUAUCCUGUGUUUCCCCCUUUAUGGCGUUCUGGGGCUCCUAGAAACAAGUUUUAUUGAUCUUCACUCCGAUUUCUCAACACAGAGUUCCGUGAUUCGACCCUCGACGGGGAUUCCAACGAAUAGAGCCAUGCUCAAUCCAGAGGGAAGUCCGACUGUGGAAGAUCGGGAAACGCUCUACAAACUGAUGAUCUCACAGCUGUACUAUGACGGCCAUCAAGAGCUUGCAGCAUCGCUAAUCGCUGCUGCUGGAAUUCGUCAAGCCUGUCCGCCGUCCGACAAACUUCUGCACGUCAUGCGAAGCGGACUACAGAGUGAGGCGGAUAGAAAAGGACUGCGGCUCCUGGCAGGUCAUGCAUCGGAAGACUUGUACACCCUGGGCCCGAGUCUGGACUUGGAGUUCGAGACCGAGUCAACGACUUUUUCGCCUGAUCCCGCGCAGUACGAGACGCUGUACGUCACAUCUCACAAAUCCGAAUGCAGGGCUGGGGCUUUUAAUGCAGAUGGAACGCUCUUAGCUACAGGUUCUGUCGAUUCAUCAAUCAAAAUACUCAGCGUGGAGCGCAUUCUCACGAUGAAUACGGCUGGACCGCGAGACUUCCAGCUUGAGACGAUACAGAAACGAAUGGAGACCCAUCCCGUAAUUAGAAUAUUGUACGACCAUGACUUCGAAGUGACGACUUUGGCGUUCCACCCCAGACAACAAAUUCUUGCAUCGGGCUCAAGGGAUUUCACGAUCAAAAUCUUCGACUUCACGAGGCCGUCGACUAGACGCGCCCUCAAAGCAAUUCGAGAGUCGGAGCCCGUAUCCUUCAUCUCGUUCCACCCGAACGGCGACUAUAUGCUCGUAGCCGCGAAUCAUCCCGUGGUGCGAUUGUACGACGUGAAUACGACGCAGUGUUUCGUGUCGUCGGUGCCGUCCAGUCAGCACACGGACGUCGUGAACAUGGUCAACUGGUCGAAGACGGGUCGAAUCUACGCGUCAUGCUCAACUGACGGCUCGAUCAAAAUCUGGGAUGGCGUCUCAAAUAAAUGCGUCGCUACGUACGCCGAAGCGCACGCAGGAGCGGAGGUAUGUUCCGUGUACUUCACUCGGAACGGGAAGUAUUUGCUCUCGUCCGGGAGAGAUUCCAGCGUGAAACUGUGGGAGCUUUCGGCUAGUCGCUGCCUCAUCAGCUAUACUGGAGCCGGCGCGACGGGGAAACAAGAGUUCUGCUCUCAGGCCGUGUUCAAUCACACCGAGGACUACGUUCUCUUCCCCGACGAGAAUACAGGAUCUCUGUGUUCAUGGAAUUCUCGCGAUGCACAGAGGCAAGACCUAGUGGAUCUAGGACAUAAGUUGAAGGUCAGGUAUAUCUGUCACUCGCCAACGAAACCGGCCUUCCUCACAUGCUCAGAUGAUCAUCGAGCACGCUUCUGGUUCCGAAGGAGUGUAAUCACAAAUAGAUAAUCAAGCUCUGU
Molecule: messenger RNA, 1516 nt
Organism: Galendromus occidentalis (western predatory mite)
Lineage: Eukaryota; Metazoa; Arthropoda; Arachnida; Mesostigmata; Phytoseiidae
Product: cleavage stimulation factor subunit 1
Exons: 6
Coding region: 186-1505 (439 amino acids)
Biological process (GO): mRNA 3'-end processing
Cellular component (GO): mRNA cleavage stimulating factor complex
Molecular function (GO): protein binding; RNA binding
Source: RefSeq, a predicted model, not a curated record